Molecule: messenger RNA, 2583 nt
Organism: Benincasa hispida (wax gourd)
Lineage: Eukaryota; Viridiplantae; Streptophyta; Magnoliopsida; Cucurbitales; Cucurbitaceae
Product: putative linoleate 9S-lipoxygenase 5
Biological process (GO): lipid oxidation
Molecular function (GO): oxidoreductase activity, acting on single donors with incorporation of molecular oxygen, incorporation of two atoms of oxygen; metal ion binding; protein binding
Source: RefSeq, a predicted model, not a curated record
AUGUUGCUUCAUACCAUAUCAAAACUCAAGAGUCGAGGCAAAGGAGAGGUGCAGAAGAUUAAAGGGAAAGUGGUUUUAUUGAGAAGUAAUUCCUUGGAUUACAAUGAAAUUCAGUCUUCAGUUCUUGACAAUAUCAGUGAGUUUUGGGGAGCAAAAGUUUCUUUUCAGCUCAUCAGUUCUGUUAAUGGUGAUAGAUCAAAGGAAUUACAAGGAAAAGUGGGAAAGAAAACUUAUUUGGGAAAUUGGAUGGCAAAAAUGGUACCUGUAUCACCAGGGGAAACAGUGUUCAAAAUAAGUUUUGAUUGGGAUGAAGAUAUAGGAAUUCCAGGAGCUUUCUUAAUAAGAAAUAAUCAUUUUACCAAAUUUUUCCUCAAAUCUCUCACUCUUGAAGAUGUUCCUUGUGUUGGAAGGAUCCAUUUUGAUUGCAACUCUUGGAUUUACCCUUCUGGAAAGUACAAAUCUGAUCGUAUUUUCUUUGUCAAUAAGGCAUAUAUUCCCAAUGAAACACCAGAGCCACUUCGAAAGUAUAGGGAGGAUGAGCUCAAGAACUUAAGAGGAGAUGGAAGAGGAGAACGUCAAGAAUGGGAUAGAAUAUAUGAUUAUGAUAUCUACAACGAUCUUGAAGAUCCAAAUAAUGGUUCUACAUAUGUUCGUCCUAUUCUUGGAGCCUCAAUGCAAUACCCUUAUCCUCGUAGAGGAAGAACGGGACGGUCACCUUCAAAAAAAGAUAAAAACUAUGAGAGUAGAUUGUCAUCAUCUUUGACCCUAAACAUUUAUGUCCCAAGAGAUGAAAGAUUUGGUCACCUGAAGGAAUCAGAUUUUCUCGCUUAUACAUUAAAAUCAAUAGCUCAGUCUAUUAAACCUGGGCUUGAAGAACUAUUUAACAGAAAUCCAAGAGAAUUUGAUUCCUUCCAAGAUGUUCUUAAUCUCUAUGAAGGAGGGUUUUCUCUUCCCAAAAGUUUGCUUGAGAAGUUUAGGCAGAGCAUUCCUGCCCCAUUGCUUAAGGAAAUUUUCAGAACUGAUGGAGAAAAGUUUCUCAAAUUUCCACUGCCUCAAGUCAUCCAAGAUAACAAGUCUGCAUGGAGGACUGAUGAAGAAUUUGCUAGAGAAAUGUUGGCUGGAGUGAAUCCUAUAAUCAUUCGUCGUCUCCAAGAGUUCCCACCAACAAGCAAGCUUGAUCCUAAUGUUUAUGGUGACCAAAACAGCAAGAUAGCUGAAGAACACAUAAUUAAUAGUUUGGAUGGACUCACAGUAGAAGAGGCAAUCAAACAAAACAAGCUUUAUAUAUUGGACCACCAUGAUGCACUAAUGCCAUAUCUUAAUAAAAUCAAUUCAACAUCUACAAAGACAUAUGCCACGAGAACAUUGCUUUUUUUAAAUGUUGAUGGAACUUUGAGGCCAUUGGUUAUAGAACUAAGCUUGCCACAAUCUCAAAGAGAUGAACUUGGUGCCACUAGUAAACUAUACUUUCCAGCUGAAGAAGGAGUUGAAAGCUCAAUUUGGCAACUAGCUAAAGCUUAUGUGGCUGUCAAUGAUGCUGGGUACCAUCAAGUUAUUAGCCACUGGCUGAAUACCCAUGCAAUAAUGGAACCUUUUGUGAUUGCAACAAAUAGACAAUUAAGUGUGCUUCAUCCAAUUCACAAGCUUCUUGUUCCUCAUUAUCGAGACACCAUGAAUAUAAAUGCAUUUGCAAGACAAACCCUAAUUAAUGCAGAUGGAAUUCUUGAAUCAACUCAUUUUCAAUCGAAGUAUACAAUGGAGUUGUCUUCUUAUAUUUAUAAAGACUGGGUUUUUACUGAUCAAGCACUCCCAAGAGAUCUCAUCAAAAGAGGAAUGGCAAUUGAAGACUCAAAUUCUCCACAUGGACUGAAACUCCUAAUAGAGGACUAUCCAUUUGCUGUUGAUGGACUUGAGAUUUGGUUUGCUAUCAAAACAUGGGUAAAAGAAUAUUGCUCUUCCUACUACAAGAAUGAUACCAUAGUUCAAGAUGACAUUGAACUCCAAUCAUGGUGGAAAGAAUUGAAAGAGAAAGGUCAUGCUGACUUGAAAGACAAACCUUGGUGGCCAAAAAUGGUAACCUUAGAAGAAUUAGUAGAAACAUGCACUACAAUUAUAUGGAUUUCUUCAGCACUUCAUGCCGCUGUUAAUUUUGGACAAUAUCCUUACGGAGGCUAUCUGCCCAAUAGACCAACAAUAAGUAGAAGAUUCAUGCCUGAAAAAGGAACUCCGCAAUAUUUAGAGCUUGAAUCAGAUCCUGAAAAGGCUUUUCUUAGAACAAUCAAUGCACAAUUGCAAACACUUCUCGGUAUUUCAUUGAUUGAGAUUUUGUCAAGACAUUCAUCUGAUGAGAUUUAUCUUGGGAAAAGAGAGAGUCUUGAAUGGAUUUCAGAUCAGCCAUCAUUGGAAGCCUUUGAAAAAUUUGGGAAAAGAUUGGAAGAAAUUGAAUAUGAAAUUGUGAAGAGAAAUAGAGAUCCCGAUUUGAAAAAUAGAGUUGGGCCAAUAAAUAUGCCUUAUACUUCUCUUUAUCCAACUAGUACUGAAGGACUCACGGGAAAAGGAAUUCCUAAUAGUAUCUCUAUAUAA